Molecule: messenger RNA, 1590 nt
Organism: Macrosiphum euphorbiae (potato aphid)
Lineage: Eukaryota; Metazoa; Arthropoda; Insecta; Hemiptera; Aphididae
Source: the annotation of a GenBank genome assembly
AUGUCCGCUUUGACCGCCGGGGUGCAAUACAGUCUGUCGUCGAACCAGAACAAUGGCCUCAUGCCCAAGCAGAGGACGGGCAAGAACAAAACGCUGUUCUUCGUCAAGCUGACCGAUUCCUGUCUGAAGGCCGUCGAGGAUUACCUGCGGUGCUGUCAACAGGGUAACUCAGAAAACCUUCCAAAACCUAGAAUACAAUUUAAAGGCAAUGAAGGCCAAUUAUGCGUCCCGAGCAUAUCAAAAAAUUAUACAUUUGACUUUAGUUUAUCCAAUACAACAGACGCUGCUGCACCUCGAAGUAGCUUUGAAUGUAUUCGUCAAAAUACUUCUAGAUCAUUAGAAUAUGUUGGUACCUUGAAUAGACAUAUACGAGUACUUGCGAAUGAUGAUGUAUAUGAAGCUACUAGACAUAGAAUGGUUGCUGUCGAAGAAUUACAUAAAAAAUCAUGUACCCGGGAAAUUGAACUCGACAGCAAAUCAGCUCUUAGUCGCAAGAUCCGUAAAAAUCCUGCCCAAAUAAGAGCUAGCCGUCAUAAUAAUAAUUCUUAUAAUAAUGUUAAUAAUGUUAAUAAUGUUAAUAAUGUUAAUAAUGUUAAUAUUACAAAUAACGUUCCAAAACCUAUAAUUUCCAAACCUAUACCCCCACAUAUCCCUUUACCAACCAAUCAUGCAUCAGAUAUUAGCAAAAAACCAUUACGAGAUAGAAUUAUUCAUCUUUUAGCAUUAAGGCCAUACAAGAAACCAGAAUUAAUUAGUAUAUUAAAUAGAGAUGGUUUGAAAGAUAAAGAUAGAACACAAAUAAUGUCAGUUCUUAGUCAUGUAGCACAAGCAAAAGAUAAUGCAUACUAUCUAUUAAGGCAUAUUUGGAAUGAAGUUCAAGAAGACUGGCCAUUUUAUAGUAGUCAGGAUCAUAUUGUAUUAAAACGACGAAAGCCUCAAAAUUUAACACCUCCUGGAUUAAGUGAUACUGGAAGCUCUGGCAGCAGUGAACAAUCCCCAAGUAGCACCGUUCCCAGCAGCCCCCCUAGUAAUGUACAUGGUAACAAAAGACCUGGAUACUACAAUAGUGCAGAUGGUUUCCAGACUAAAAAAUUGCGUGUUUCACACUUCAAACGACCGUCGCCCGAGAAAAAAUUGUCAUCAGAUAGUCCUCCACCAAUUGUAUCUAGUACUCAGUCAACCAUACGAUCACCUACUCAUGCACCCUCUCAUACUAAUCCAAUACCAAAAUAUAUUCAAGAUUUUGUGCGAAUAACAAACAAGGAGCAAAAGAAACAAUAUAAAUCUGAAUUCAUGAAAUGUCAUAAAGAAUACAAACACCUGGCUGAAAUAAUGGAUCCUGUUCGAAAUAAAUUUGCUAAGCUAAAAGAUCGGAUGUUGCUUUAUCCUAAAGGCUCAAAUGAAUAUAAGAUUUUAGAAAACCAAAUAUUACAAGAAUAUAAUGAAAGAAAACACGAUGAUAAAUAUCAAGCAGCUAAAACACGUUUUGACUACCUGCAUAACAAAUUAUCCCACAUCAAAGACUUAGUCCAUUUGUAUGACAAACAAAAUCCCGUUUUAGUUAGGACUACUCCCGAUUCUUCUUGCUGA